AUGACUCCACCGUUCGACAAUGAAAAAGAGCGGGAGUAUGCGAAAUCGAGUACGGAGUCAUCAAGAGGCAAUACUUCUUCCCCGGUCAAUUUUGAGAGCAAAAUUCACGAUGCUCCAAACGACCAAGAAACUGUUCACCCACCAGACAAGGCAGAUACUGAAGGACCAGACCUGAACGACGAAUCACUGUAUCCUCAUGGUCUCAAGCUACUGAUCAUUGUGGUGGCUCUUGGUAUGAGCAUCUUUUUGGUUGCCCUUGACAUGACAAUUGUUGCAACAGCGAUCCCAAAAAUCACCGAUGAGUUUAACAGCCUGAACGACGUCAGUUGGUACGGUUCGGCUUUCUUGAUGACUACUGGAGGUUUCCAGUCGACAUGGGGAAAGAUAUACAAAUACUUCCCGCUGAAAAUAUCGUUCCUGCUUGGGGUAUUUAUAUUCGAGCUUGGAAGCUUGAUCUGUGGCGUGGCUCCAAAUUCCAAGGCACUGAUUAUUGGUCGUGCGAUUGCUGGAAUUGGUGCAGCUGGCAUUGGAAGUGGAGUCUUUAUUAUCAUCGCUUUCAUUGCCAGUCCAAAAAGGCGACCAUUCUUCACCGGUAUUAUCGGCGCGUCCUACGGUAUAGCUUCGGUCGUUGGCCCUUUAAUAGGUGGUGUUUUUGCCGAUGAAGUAACAUGGAGGUGGUGCUUUUACAUCAACUUGCCCAUCGGGGGCGUUGCGGCCGCUUCUAUUGUUUUCUUCUUCCAUGCCCCUGACAGUGCUGCGCCGGUCAAGGCAACUUUGAAGGAGAAGAUCCUCCAGAUAGAUCCUUUUGGGAUGGCCCUCCUAAUCUGUACGAUCACCGCUUACAUCUUACCACUGCAGUUUGGUGGGCAGACCAAGUCAUGGGACUCUAGUACUGUGAUCGGGCUCCUUGUCGGCUUCCCUUUCAUGAUACUUGCGUUCAUGGCAUGGGAAUGGUUCCAAGGGGAAAAGGCUGCCUUUCCCCCGCGCUUGAUGUCGAACCGCCUGAUCCUUGUGAAUUCAAUCUACGCGUUCCUUUUUGCAGGCUCCUACUUCAUUAUCGUCUAUUACCUGCCUUACUAUUUUCAGAGCAUUCAAAGCACCAAUCCUACUAUGUCAGGCGUACGGAAUCUCCCUCUCAUUGUCUCUAUGGCGUUGGCUAUCAUCGUGUCUGGUGGCAGCAUCACCAAGACUGGUCAUACUGCCCCUCUUAUGGUUAUCGGCGGGGUCCUCGUAACCAUCGGCUCAGGGCUCCUGUAUUCGCUGGACAUCGGUACAAGCACAGGAAAGUGGAUCGGAUACCAAAUUCUCGGUGGGGUGGGGUGGGGGUUGGCCUACCAGGUCCCCAUCAAUGCUGUCCAUGGUGCAGUGGAUCCCAGCGAUAUUGCAUCCGUCACAGGUGUUAUUAUCUGUGAGUGCCUUAUCUUUCCUUCCCCUUCUACCCGUUCAAACAUCCCAAUUAGAAAAAGUUCAAAACGAAAGCAACGAAGUAAAGAGAAAGCCUGCUCUAACAGACCUCAUUACCCAGUCUUCCAAACGGUCGGAGGUGCAGUUUUCGUUGCUGCCGCACAAUCGGCCUUUGUCAACCAGAUUAUUAUCAAACUUGCCCGAACCGCACCGAGUAUCAACUCAAGCUUGGUGGUCUCAACCGGUGCAAGCGACUUACGAACCGUUUUUAACCCCGAGCAGAUGGCUGCUAUUUUGCCUGCUUACAUGACAGGUCUCAAGGUAGCUUUCGCCCUGUCGAUCGCUUCGGCGGGAAUCGCCACCCUCCUCAGCCCCUUCAACAACUUUAAGAAAAUCGAUGCCCAUACGAAUACCCCUGUCGGCUCUGCUGCGUGA
Penicillium malachiteum is the source of this 1839-nucleotide messenger RNA. RefSeq names its product MDR family MFS transporter. Gene Ontology annotation, biological process: transmembrane transport. The transcript is spliced from 3 exons. The coding region runs from base 1 to 1839 and encodes 612 amino acids. Gene Ontology annotation, molecular function: transmembrane transporter activity. The record is from RefSeq and is a predicted model, not a curated record. NCBI's taxonomy places the organism in Eukaryota, Fungi, Ascomycota, Eurotiomycetes, Eurotiales, Aspergillaceae.